AUGUAUACUUUGAAAGGUAUAUUUCCUGAACCAAAAAAGGAGCAAAAAAAGAAUUUUAUAAAGGAAAAUAUGAAACAGCUAAAAAUGAUUCAAGGCAAAUCUCCGAAAGAACCUAAAUUUACUUUGAAAUCUGUUCAUCCGCCACAUCUGAACACACAAGCGGCUUCGAGCGCCCUCGGCCAAGUGAGGUCUUCACCAUCCAAUAAGAGUGGCAAGGUUACGUUGAAUGUUGGCAAAACGAGUUCCUCGAACUCACGCAAAGAAACACAACGAAAUACGAAUAAAGAAAGGCGAUAUGGCAGAGUUCCUCAAGAGAAAAGAAAUGAGACAAAUGAAGCAGCAGGAAGAAGAAUAGGAAGGAAAAAGAUCCUUACUUACCAUCAAGCUACCAGAAGGGUGUACUUCCAAAAUAUUUGCGUGAACGUAAAGAAGUCGGAAAGGAGUUGGACGAGGCCGGUAUCGAAAGAAGAACAUGCCGUUUGUCCUCCCGGACAUGUCACACUUCCCGAUAACGAAAGAAAGGAAACCCUUCGCAUGCUGCGGAAUAGCUUUGCAGAACUUGUAAGUGAAUUAAAUAAAAUGCCAGUUAAAACUGACACGUUGAGGAUGAGGAACAGGAAGAUGGAGCUUGAGAAGCAGCUCGCCAAGUUAGAGGAGGGCAUCAAGGUGUUCUCGCGGCCAAAGGUGUUUGUUAAGAUUGGGGAGUAA
Danaus chrysippus (African queen) is the source of this 708-nucleotide messenger RNA. The record is from the annotation of a GenBank genome assembly. Lineage: Eukaryota; Metazoa; Arthropoda; Insecta; Lepidoptera; Nymphalidae.